Messenger RNA from Ceratitis capitata (Mediterranean fruit fly), 3759 nucleotides. It is a transcript of the gene stmA, whose product is annotated as protein EFR3 homolog cmp44E. The coding region runs from base 146 to 2656 and encodes 836 amino acids. The record is from RefSeq and is a predicted model, not a curated record. The transcript has 11 exons. Gene Ontology annotation, biological process: protein localization to plasma membrane. NCBI's taxonomy places the organism in Eukaryota, Metazoa, Arthropoda, Insecta, Diptera, Tephritidae. Gene Ontology annotation, cellular component: plasma membrane.
CAUCAUCUAAUAUGCAAAUAAGCUUGAGAGAAAAAGCAUCCAAGGUGACCGGCCUAAAAUAAAACAAACAUAAUGCAGUGGUUAUAAUAUUUUAAUCGUUAUAACGGACUUCAGCCUCGCUUGUGAAAGUGUGAAAGGCAAACGAAUGGCUCUAAUACGGUGUUGCUUUGAGCCGGUGGAGUUGCCAGAGUUUUUCGACACUUUUGUGCAAAAGUGCACUGACCCAACAUGUUGUUGUGGUUGUUGCUCAGCGCUUCGUCCGCGCUACAAGCGGCUAGUGGAUAAUAUAUUCCCCGUAAAUCCGGAAGAUGGCCUAGUCAAAUCAAACAUGGAGAAGUUAACAUUUUACUCUUUGAGCUCACCAGAUAAGCUCGAUCGAAUUGGAGAAUAUCUUUAUCAGAAAGCAAGUAAAGACAUCAAUCGCAAGCGAUAUAAAUUUGUGGAAAUUGCUAUGGAAGCCAUGGAUUUGCUUCUUCAAGCUUGUCAUGCUCAAACCACCUUAAAUUUGUUCGUUGAGUCGUUUUUACGAAUGGUGCAGAAAUUGCUGGAGGAUACCAAUCCAAAUCUACAAAUUAUGGCAACAAAUUCGUUCGUAAAAUUUGCCAACAUAAAUGAGGAUACGCCCUCGUACCAUCGUCGUUAUGAUUUCUUCAUAUCAAAAUUUUCGGCUAUGUGUCACGGCAACCACGAUAACGUCGAAUUACGUGAUAGCAUACGGUUAGCUGGCAUUAAAGGUCUUCAAGGUGUUAUACGUAAGACGGUUUCGGAUGAUUUGGUUGAAAAUAUUUGGGAUAAAGUUCAUAUGGAAAAAAUUGUGCCAUCAUUACUAUUCAAUAUGCAGUUUUGCGUGAACGUUUUAUUUGUGAAGAAAAAUUUAAUUGCGUCUGGGGACUUAACGCCCGUUGAGGAUGCAACCCAUAUUACUCCACCAGUAUUGGCUGAAGAAGUUCUACGCGAGCUGGUUGGUCGUGCUUCUUUCGGUCAUAUCCGUAGUGUGCUUAAACCAUUGCUUACCCAUUUAGACCGUCAUGAAUUGUGGGUGCCAAACACUUUCGCCAUACACACUUUUCGCAUUGUAAUGAUAUCCAUACAACCACAGUACUCAUAUACAGUUGUGGAGACGUUAAUGCAACAUUUAGAUAACAAUUUCAAGUCUUCUCCAAAGACUCGAACCUCCUUGGCUGUCGUGCUAUCAAAGAUAAUAGCAAUUGCCGCUGGGGAAAGUGUUGGACCUUCCGCAUUGGAUAUUAUUAACAAUUUGCUAACACAUUUGCGUACUAGCGUUAGCACGACAACAGAAAUAACGGCCGAAGAAUCUCAAUAUCAGGAAGCACUCAUUAAUGCACUUGGCGAAUUCGCCAAUCAUCAUCCAGACUAUCAAAAAAUAGAGAUAAUGUUAUUUAUUAUGAAUACAGUGCCUGAUCUUUCAAAGAAAAGCAAAGGAGAUCAAAUGCUACAGAAUAUACUUUUGAAAUCGCUUCUUAAAGUUGGCACGCAAUAUAGUACUGUUUCAUUCGAAAAAGCAUUCCCGGCAUCAUUCCUGCAGCCCCUUUUGAAGAUGGCACGGGCACCCCACGACCCAACACGUGUUAUAGUAAUGCAGAUCUUCCAGGCUCUUCUUGACCGACACCAAAACGAAAAAGUACUCAGCCAUGUAACGAUCAAGGCUUAUCCGGCAUUGUCGCAAGAGCCACCUUCACGUUCCGAUAUAAUAUUCACACAUAAAUACGGCGCAAAUAUAAUGCAGGCCCUUAUUGAUAGUAUGGCACUCUCCAAUAGGGCUGAGUCACUUGUAUCCAGCUACAAUACAGCAGCACUACUGAUUGUCGAAAUGGCAUGUGGUGAAACCGUACAGGAGUUUCUACUUUUCAUUCUUGGUAUUCAACAAGUAGCGCUCACAGCCGAUUUGGAAUUGGAAGCCGUUCAUAAAUGUAAUCUGCAUUGUAUUGCCAUCGCUUUGAUGUCUCUCAUCUCACGCGUAACAGGCGUAAAUAACUUGCUUGAAUAUACUCAGAAGAUAAUCGAUGCUCGAAAGGAGGAUGCACCAUACUUUUUGCCACCAUUAUUGGAUCCCAAGAAGACAACAUCCACAAAAAUUAACUUAUGUCUGCCCCAUCUUACCAUAGACAAAAUAGCAUUAGCUGAAAGUCUUCAAAAUGCCGGCAUGGACUCCAAUCGAUUGCAAACUGGUACACCAUAUGCACUAAACCAAACCGAUAAUCCAGCCCACCGGCACUCCUGGGUGGACACCGUAAGCAAUCCGCAGCUACCACAGCGCAAUAGUUCCGCCGAUUUGACUGCUUAUAAUGCAGAUGGCGACAGUGUUACAAGCUCGCCAGGUGUUUCCAAGAAAAUGCUUGCACCCGAAUACAAUUUCGAGGCCAUGAAGCGUGCAUUAGCUGAACCCUCCGAGGCGAUGAAGCGUGAGCAACGUGAAAAGCAAUUGCAGAUAGUCCGCACUUUCCGCGAAGGUGACUUUGAGGAUUUAGUACGACGUACUGAGCCAAAGCAUGAUCUUAUACAAAAUCGACUAAAUGAUUUGUUUAACUCGCUGGCAGUGGAGCGUCAAAUAACGCAAAGCGACAAUAAAACGCAACAACUGCAAGCGGAAAAGCCUAUAUACGAGACUAACUUUCCAGAGUUAUUCUAUUAUUAAUGGACCAGAAGAAAAUGCUAUAGUUUAUUUUAUAUAUAUACAUGAUCAUCAGACUCGAAUGACAAUUUGUUAAAUGUUAACGCUACGCAGCGAUAAAAUGCGCUAAUUUAUAUUAUUAAAUGUCUCUUCGCUUGAUCGCUACAAUAUGUCAGGGAAACAGAUGUAUACGCGAACGCUCAUGAAAAAUAAGUGUACGCUUUUAAUCAAAUAUCCAAUAAACUAUAAAAUAUACAAGUUAUAUUUAAUUGUCAGACAAUUUCAUAAAAUCUUGGUAUUUCUAAUUAUCGGAGUUGUUAAUUUAGAUUUGAUAAAUUUGUAUAUCUAAAUUUACAUUUUGAAUUUACCACAACUAUUAUUGGUGGCUGGGCUUAAGAACUGCAUCUCACUUUUAUGGCUUAUUGCAUCCAAAUGCGAAGAUCAAUUAAAUUACGUUAUGGGAGAACUGAUUGGUUGUGAAUUGAUAUUUUACGUGUUUAUGUGUUGUUUACCGGGGUCGAACAAACACAAACACGUGCUAUUUCAACUCUCAACUUUUCGGUCAGAGUUAUUUUGUUUUCCAAACGGCAGCGCUAAUAAGAAAAUGUAUUCUGUGCAACUCCAGCUUGAUUAUGACACUUAAAAAAUAUUAGCCUAAAUUAUGUAUCCGCACACUUCGAAGUUCUAACAGAAAUUUGAUUUUUGUAAAUAUUUUUUUUCAUUAAAAUGCAUUUUUCUUCUUGACAUUUGAAGCUUUGAAAAAGCUAUAUGUAUAUAUAAUUAUUUUGUGCACAUAUUUUAGUGAUUGUUGCUUUAAUUAUGUUAAUCAAAAGUGUAAUUCAUUAUCUUUCGAAUAAAGUGGAUGGGAGGUGUGACAUCACUUUCAUUCGCGCUCUACACCGCUUCAAAGUGAGAUGCAGGUCUCAAGAUUAUACCCAUUGGAAAUUCUAUAAUUAAAAGUAUGAGUUUGUACAUAUAUUUAAGUACGUUCUGAAUUAUCGUGUUAAAGUUAAUAGCGGUUUGUGAAUUAUAUCUUUAAAUAUUAAAUUUUACAUCACUAAUAUGCUACUCUUAUAUGCACCUUAAAAGUUAUUUAAAUAAAUCGAUGGUUGCUUUGUGUAAAAUGA